UUUUCUGCUUCCAGUGGGUCGUGGUGGUCGGCCAUUGCUCGAAAUUGUGAAGUUUCCUCGUCAAGAAGUCGGUCCCAACGUGCCUUCGCGUCUCCGGGGUCCCGAGAAUGCUAAGGCGAAGGCACAGUGCAGGCACGCGGAUAGGCCAGAUUCCUCGGAUAUUAUCCCUCAAUCGGUGACCAAGAAUCUCCAAAGUCGGUGCGCCAUGGCCGUCACGCAGAUUUCACAACGUCGCUCUCGCGGCCUUGGAUCAUUCGGCCAGAAAGAGACGAGACCAAGUUACGAAACCGCGCGUGCGUCCGCUUUUCUUCGAGCGGCACGAAAAACAGCCCAGCACGCCCUGACAUCGUGCAAAAAUCGGACUCGUGCGUGUAAAUUAACGGAUCGACGGAGGAGCAUCCGAACGUACACUCGUCUCGACUCCGUCGAGCUAGAAUCGGCUUUGCGAAACCUUAGGUAGCUUCGGAGGGUUUUCUCCAAUUUUCAAUCCAAUCCCGAAUCUUGCACGCCUUCCGACUCACGGACAAUCGUCCGAGAGAUUUUCCUAGCGAAGGAAAAAAAAGAAAAAAAAAAAUUGCACGUCGUUAUAUAACUCACGAGGCUCUUUACUCGCGAAAUGUGUACCCGAAGACGAUCGGAUUUCGUAAGGAAGCGGAUUGAGUGUACAUACCGUACACCAUUCACAUCAUUUUUAGCCUGCACUUAAAGUCUACCUGUAAAAAUCCAAUCAAAUCGAUUUAAAUGUUAAAUUCACUAGAUGCAGUGGUAUGAUUUUAUUAGAGUUUCACGCCCUAACCUGUAACCGCUGAAAAUGAAUUUCAAUGGAAAGCGGGGUUAUGUUUGAGGUUAGGGGGAAAUAUUUUAACAACCCGUCCGGUCGUAAUCGGGAAUUACAAUCGAAUUUAUUUAAAUGUUAAAUACCCAAGAUUCAGGGGGAGGAUUUGAUUAGAGUUCGGGGCAGAGAAAAUAUUCGGUGCGAUUUUCGAGUUUCGUGGGUCUUUUCAGUAUUUUUAAGAAUGUUCUAUACGGAGCACUUUGGCAGGAGCGAGGUUAUGUCACUGCGGAUCAUGCGAGCCUUCUUGCCUCCACCGCAGUGGUUGAUCAUGUAAUCGGGGUAACAUUUAAUGAAGAACGAAGUGGGACAUUGUCGCCGUCAUCUCUGGCCCGAUUGGUGGAGGGAACUGGCGAAAGGUUGCGUCACGUGUGAGGCCGCCUUAAGGUGGAGUGAAACCCCCCCGCAAAUCACUCGACUCGAAUAAGACACUUUAUUUUAAGGAUAUCGGACCUAGCCGGUCCGAAACUUCGACACACGACUCGUGAUCACCUAAGAGUCGUCCUUACACUUCAAUUCAACUUAAUUGUACACCCUAAUACAAUUCCUCACAGCUGUUAAUAGUAAUACGAAGGUCGGUAACGUAGGCAUUUAUACGAAUCCCUUUUACCGAGGUCGAUAAAAUUUCGCCUCACCUUAAAAGUGACUGGCUUCGCCGAAUCGCUUUCUACCGCAUGCUAAUUAGGUCCCCGUCGGGGUGGGCAUAAAAAUCCAGAUUCUCUUCUCAUAUUUCAUCCCGCUAGGGCGUAUUCAUUUUUUUCUUUUUUUUUUAUUUUUCUUCUCCAGCCUCGAUCACAUUAUUUUACACGUUACGCUCGCGUUCGUUUGAUCGAUGAAGGCUCGCCUCCGAGGGUUCCAAAUUAUGAUCCAUCCAUGUUUGGAAAGCUUGAAAGGUUUUUUCGCGCGAUAAGGCGGUAUCGGUUCACGUCAUGCGAACGGUCUCGCUCUAUUAUGGGGAAAUUUGUGCUCGCGCUCGUCCUGUCAUGUGUCAUUCUGUCGGCCACCCGCGCGCAUGCGCACACCUGCGGCUCGCACGCCGGCAUAUCGAGAGCGCGAGAAAGCGAGAGUGGCAUAUCGAUCCGGUUCGUUGUAGUCUGCCUACCUCAACCCUGACUGCUCACGGCCACGGCCACCAGGAUUCUACUCUUUUGAGGAAGGUGCCGAAGGUUGCCGAAAAAAAAAGUGGAAUCUAGUAAGAAUCACGGAUAUCACGAAGUAGGAUAAGGAGAUACAACGCCACGUGUCGGAAUCCCCACUUUAGAGAAAAAAAAAGAAAAAAAAUCUUUGACGAGAAUCAUUUAGAUUGCCGCGUGUAAUCAAUCUCUGGGAAGUAAAUUUUCUCGCUUGUAAAUGGAGGCAUUAUCGGUCGCUAAUCAAUCCUGGAAGUGCGGCACACGGGUAUCUUGCGAGGCUUGGUACGCGAUAUUUAAGCAACAGGGUGGGAAAAAAAAAAAAAAAAAAAUGUUAGGAAGAAAUUAUUGUUUAUUCACUUUAUGGUAUUUCUAUCGGAAUAAAAUGCUAGAAUGGAUUUCACAGUUGCGUAGGAGGUGAGAGUGCGGAAUUGUAUGGGGACUGAAAAUAUCGCCGAUUGUCUCCUUCGGGUACGUCGCCUCCUCCAUUUCUCUAAUAAUACUAUAUAAAAAAAAAAAAAGAAAAAAAAAAUGUAUCUCUCGAUGCGGGAUUUAACGUCGAACUCUCGGCCCCUUUUAGCACAUCUUAGGUAUAUUUAGCCGAGAGGUCGUAACGUUUUCCUCGCGUCUGAAAAACCGGGGGGACCUCGAGGUCCGCACCACUGGGUGACGUAAAGAUGCUUUUUAUCCCUUCUGUUUGUCCGCCGAGGAGGCCGAAGAAAAUCCGCAUAUCGCUCCCGAUCCACGCUAGGUAUCGCUUUUAACUGCCAUCCCCGCGAGUGAGUUUUCAGUCACGUUGCGGCGGUUUACCAUUACGGACGUCACUCCGACCGACUCGUGGCCGGUUCUGCAGGGAUCUGCCCGCGCGGGGUUUGCACGAUGUCCGGCACCGCAGUUGAGAGUAUGAUCGGGAACAACAGAGCGAUGCCGAACAUCAAGCAGGAAAUCGAGAACCCCACUACGCCCACGCAGAAUUAUCACCAGGUUUGCUCGCCCACCACGACGCUGCAUCAUCAAGAAGUAAGGACGGACAGCGUGCAGGAGGAGAGUCCGAAAAGAAUGAAAGACUUGGGACACCUCGAGCAGGUGAUUUGCGGAGAAAUGGACAUGCAGGACUACGGGGGCGGGGGCGGCAGCCCCGGGAGCCCGGAGAUGCAUCACUGUUCCUCCACCACGCAGCCUCUCGGGAAGUCCGAAGAAAACAUCAAGGAGGAGGACAUGAUGCCGAGGAGAUUGUGCCUGGUGUGCGGAGACGUAGCGAGCGGUUUCCACUACGGGGUGGCGUCUUGCGAGGCCUGCAAAGCCUUCUUCAAGAGGACGAUACAAGCGAGCAAUUUCACAGGUAACAUCGAGUACACCUGCCCGGCCAACGGGGAGUGCGAGAUCAACAAGAGGCGGAGGAAAGCCUGCCAGGCGUGCAGGUUUCAAAAGUGCCUGAGACAAGGGAUGCUGAAGGAAGGAGUCAGGCUGGACCGCGUCCGAGGUGGUAGGCAAAAGUACCGGAGAUCGACGGAUCCCUACAUGCCCGGGAAGACCGUCACCCUGGAAGCUAACGUAGGAUCGGCAGGGUCCGCGGAAGCAAUAAACAACAAGAUGGUGGAGGCUCUCAUAGCUUGCGAGCCCGACGCUCUGCAAGUCUCCAACCUGUCUCACACCCUGGACACCGACCAGCGAGUGCUGGGACAGUUGUCCGACCUCUACGAUCGCGAGCUCGUCGGAAUAAUUGGUUGGGCAAAGCAGAUCCCAGGGUUCAUCAGUUUAGCCUUGAACGACCAGAUGCGCCUUCUUCAGAGCACGUGGGCGGAAAUUCUCACCUUCAGUCUGGCCUGGAGAAGCAUGCCCAACUGCGGAAGGCUCAGGUUCGCCCAGGACUUCACCCUGGACGAGAGGCUUGCGAGAGAGUGUCACUGCUCCGAGCUCUAUUCCCACUGCAUACAAAUCGUGGAGAGGGUCCAGCGACUGGGCCUCUCCAGAGAGGAGUUCUUUGUGCUGAAGGCGUUGAUCCUGACGAACAGCGACGUCAGGCUGGACGAGCCGCAAGCUCUGUACCGCUUUAGAGACUCGAUAUUGAACUCUUUGUCGGACUGCGUUGCCGCGAUUCGACCUGGCCAGGCUUUAAGAGCCACUCAAAAUAUGUUCCUAGUGCUGCCGAGCCUGAGGCAGGCCGACGGAGUUGUCAGAAGAUUCUGGUCUAGCGUCUACCGAACCGGCAAGGUGCCUAUGAACAAGCUCUUCGUCGAGAUGCUGGAGGCUGCCAUCUACCGAUGAGGGCUCUCAGGAAUCGGUGGAGUCGAGACCGAGGCUCCUAAAACAAUCCGCUAGGUGAUUCCUAAACCGAGGAUGGACCUAAUUCACGCUGCUCCAGAGUCCGCGUACAGCUUACAAGCUCGACCAACGAAAAGAACGAUCGAGCUUGCCAAGCUGGCCCUCUGGGUGCGAGAAGAAACUGAUCCGAACACCUGCGUGAGCCAGUGAAACGAUGUUACUUUCCCAUUGGAAACCGAAUGUCUAGGAAUUUCUUUUGUCAUUUAAAUUAACCAGUAUGAAGCUCGAAAUGGCCCGAUGAAGUCGCUAGCCAAACCUCUUUGGUAACAAUUUUCCUUUGCCGUUUUCCGAUAGGGAACUGUCCUGUUUGUUCGGAACAUCGGCGCUUUUCUACCGAUUCGGAUGCACAUAGUUUUCAGUUCGUCAUGUAUACGAUUUAUAUAUAUAAAUUUAAUUUUUAUGAAGGUUGUACGGGAUAGGUACCUCCGAGCAAUCGUCACCCUUAAGAAUUUGUUGCGCUGCGUGUUUUUAAGUUGGAGGAGUGUGUGCAUCCGUAGGGGCAGAAAAGUUGGCCGCGUUUAUGAUUAGGAUUGGCAGGAUGCGUCCGGAAAAGGACAUCUUCGCACUUGGCCUGAAUCGAUAACCGAGAUGUCUUUCGUUGAAAAAGUCAAAAGUUUAUAUUUUUAAGUACCCUUUUUACAGGUACGAGACGAUACGUUGUUUUAGAGGCGAGGCAUGUUUGGGGAGAAAAGUCGAGUGCGCGACUCCAUUGUCCUUGUACGAAUUCGUACGGGCUUUUUGUGUGUCUCGCUCGACACGGAAUCAGGGCUCCACCGAAUCGCGUUCAAUUAUUUUUUUCAAAGACGAUCGGUUAAGUUGUCGCUAGGGUCGGUUUAUCAAAAUUGAUGGAAGAGAACUAGACCACUUGGCGAAGAGUCCUGAAGUCCCGUAGUGAUUCUGUACAAAGAGGAAACCAGUGAGAUACCUUGUGAGCGAUGAGCCGAGUAGUUCCUUAGUUGCCGAGACGGUAAAAAGAAGUGGAACGCGAAACCGAGACUUAAUCUGUGGAACCUUGGAACCGUGGAUCGUUAGAACCUCCUCAUUUUUCUUCAAACAAACCGUACUUUGGAGGAAUGCUGUACAUCACAACAUUUGGCAUCACAUUUUAAUUGAACUCACGCCACCGGAAUAGUUUAACAUUGAUUUAACGUCGGUACCUUAGGAUGGUUUUUCAUUUUUUUUUCCCCCGUUUAACGCGUUCGGCAAUCUUGGAUUUAUGUUUUUCUUUUAUUUACGUCGCGGAUGCAAAUGGAAAUGUUUAGUUAAAUUAGGACUCGCGUAUGCACGUAGCGAUCGAUAAAUCGGAAAGAUGUCUUAUUUGAUUUUAUUUAAUUUCUUUUUCUUUUUAUUCGACGAAUAGUAUCCGAUUACGAGACAGCAUUCUUCCACUGUGCGUUUUUUAUUGUUACCAGGUGGGGUUCCUCGGUAGAUCGGCCCAGUCCUUAGAUCGCGAUCGGAGGAAUAUUCUGGUGGAGUCGGCGAGGAGGGAACAGGCGAUAUUUUCUAUUCUCCACUUUGUACACACAAAAGGCAACGAAAUGGAAAAUGCGAGGGGGGAAGCGUUUCGCGAAAGAAUCGGCGAUAUUUUUUAGUUUCGAUCAAUCCUUUCCAUCAUGCCAGGCGAUUCCUCGUGCGAUCGGGCUCGAUCGCCAGAAAAGAGGAGACGCACUUUAUAUAGUUUACCGGAUUCCCAUGUGAUCGUGGAACGUCAUUCGCACGUGCCACAAAGGAACGUAGGAGAAAAUAUAUUCAGGGAUCUUUAUUAUCUAGAUAUUAUACUGUUAACGACGACCGGUGCGCGAGUCGUCCGCAUAAUAUCGUCUCUUACGUGGCCGAAAAAGCCGGUCGCAUCUAUCGAACCAUACGAUUAUUAAUAAUUAACGGAGCGUGGAAUGAGACGACAGCAGGAAAUUCUAAAAGAGGGCGUACACGGAGCUGGGCGAAGUACCGCUUGGGAAGGGUAUUUCUUUUUCUUAACGCCUAGCUAGGGAGGGUAUCGAUAUCGCAUUGUUAUCCCCAUCUCUGAGUUCAUCGGCGCGUCCGCCUCCUCGAGCUCGGUGGUUUAUUAAUAAUUAUUAAACAUUAAUCCCCAUAGGGGGGACCGCGGCAUUUUAGUGCAAUACGCCAGGGGCUUGUCGAUGGUACCCGCUCGACUAUCGCAAACGCAAUAUUUUGAUACACGCAAGAUGAAUUUGUUUUAAAAUUAAGUAGACUACUCGUCGGCUAGUUGCGCCCUUUAGUUCUUAUUGGAAGAAGGAAAGAAAAAAAUGUGAUUUCGCCGCGGAAGGUAGUUGCCCCCAGCCCAGGGUAACUCAAUGUACCAGUUGUUCACCUCGCCCCGGUAAUCGGAAAAGCUUGGCGCUGUCGGCAGAAAGCAGAGUUUGUGAUAAUGGUAUCUUCGAUUCGUGAUCACUCGCCAUGUUGAUAGGCGUAUCGCGUUCAAGCGCGCGGCCCGAUGAGCGAAUUAAAUUAAUUUCAACUGAAUUGAUAUUCAGCACCGCGCAGCUCCCGAGGCAUCUUUUUGUAACCCCAUCAACGGAACGUUCAUUUUCUUUGACAUUACAUUUAAUCGCGCUUGAAGUCUGGAUUUAUGUCAAUGGUAACCUCAGAUUCCCUUUGCACCCCUGUUAUCGCGUACCUGGUGAAAGCGUUUCUUUUCAUCCCCGGAAAUCUCGUUUCGUCCUUUCCCUGCAUUUAGCCUCGCGCGCGCGAACAGCUGAUCGCCACAACCCGCCGAGUUCGUUUUCGGCCGAGACAAGGUCGCGCCAUUACCUCGUUAGGCAAUCUCAUUAACGGCGGUCCGUUUCUGAGCGUGUAGUAGCUAGAAUAAUAAAACUAAUUGAUAUAACGAAGUGGAGAGCAUGGCUGUUGAGCCGCGGCGAAUUCCGCGGUACCCCGGGCGGCCCGAAAUACCUCUGGGACGGUUCUCCUCUCCUUCUUUUUCCGCCGCCGUGUCCCCUCUUCGACUCGUCUCGCCAGAAAACGACCGAGAGGAAAGGAAGGCCCGAAAAAUCAUAGGAAAUAGGAAGCAAUCCGAAAUUUCUUUCCUUAAGCCGAUGCGAAAGUGCCGACUCGGCGGGUCUCGUUUAUGAAACUUCUCCGAACUGGGUGUAACCGAGUCGUUUGAAAAUUUCCAACGGGAAUAUGGAGGCUAUAAGAAAUGAAAUUCUAAUUGUUUACGAAUUUGUUUUUGGGUAUUUUUUAAUAUUUUGUAUUACGAGUGAAAUUUUAAGGGUGUCAAGACCUUUAUCGCUUCCAUACUCACGUUGUGCAUACUGCAGAAACGUUACAGGGUGCCCUAAAUUUUUACCUGGCAGGUAAUUUCAGGCUCUCACCUCCGUUUUUUCUUUUUUUCCCCUCGAGGAUUUCUUUCGCGUUUCUUCUCCCCUUAAACCGUCGUCCGGAACUGGCGAGACGAGAUUCUGUAUCGAACUGUGAUAUCUUGCGUUACGAGGCGCAUUAAUCGUGUAUAUUGUACAUUAUGAACCGUGUUCGCGCCUGCGCGGCAGCUCGUUCAGCCUUUCCCGCGCCGCCCGGAAGUGCCGCGGCAACCAAAAGUAUUUCGGAUUAUCGAUCGUAUUCCGUCCACGAUCCGAAGCUUCGCCCUUAAGGGGGUGCGAAAGUGGCAUCCGAAGAGUCAAUCGAUCAUGAAACUUUACCCCUAAGUACACCGAAUCGUUUCAAACUUGACAACCUGAACACGGGGGCUAUAAGGAAGGUCUUGACCCUAAUGGAAUUAAAUUUCUUUACACAAAAUUGUUUAAACGUCUACGAAGAAAUUUGUAAAAAGUGGUAAUUUCGAGUCUGAGGACCUUAUGAUUAUAUUGUAAAAUUCGAAUUUAUUCGGUACACCCUGUUUGGAGAUAAGUCUCGUUAAGGGGAACUCUUCGACGUCACUUUCGCAUCGCCUUAACGAAAUCCUUGGGAGGUCGUAGAUAAGAGGAACGCGACUCGAAAGACCCUUAAAAUUGCGAUAUGGUGUUGGAGGCCCUUAAGGGGGUCCACGAGCAGGUUCGCCGUGGCCGGUAGGAUCGUAGUCUCAGGGUUUCAACAAACAAACAAACAAACGAUACAAUACAAAAACCUACAAACCUAUAAGCAAAUGAAUAUAUAUAUAUAUAUAUAUAAAAAAAUGAAUAAUUAUAUUGAUAGAUAAGCAUAUACGAGAGCGCGCAGAGGGAGGCGUUUUAAUAUUAUAGCUCGUACGUUACGUAAGUGAUGCUUGCAUGUUACAAGACGAUGGUGGAACAUUAACCACGCUUCGUGCUCGGUAAAUACCACACACUUGCAGUAAUGCGUCGAUCAAGUGCAAGGACGCGCAAUGGCGUCGCAGCGUAUUUCGCGGGAGAGGCGUUCUUCCUCGGAUAGACAAUGCGACGAAAGAUUUGCAUGAAACAUUGCCUCGUAAAAGAUCACGAAACGAGUCACGAGGGUGUUGCUUACGAGUCCUCGUUUGGGACUCGUGUCUUGGAACAUCGGAGGCGCGGCGGACUUUGUUUCGAUUUUGGUCUCGAGAGAACGCCGCUCGGGCUCAGCUGCAUGUACAUACAAUAUACAUAUAUAUAAUAUACAUACGUAUGUAUAAGUUGACGAUGAGGAUUGCGAGAUUGUCGAACGAUGUCCUUCAUUUGCCUCGAUGCGACUUUCAGCGCGGAAAGAAGAUGGCCGACCGAGGGAGGCGCUCGCGGGGCGAACCGCGAAUCGCAAGUUUUUUGUUCGGGGCAUUAGCAAGUUACGGUUCGUUUAGUUUACGGAGUAGUAUGAGGAGAUACGAUGUACAGAAAUCGGCAACACUUUUGGGGCCCAAGAUCGCAAAAUUACCAGCAUUUUAGGUCAUUUACAUCGGUAGGAAUUUCCUUCCUUUCAGUUCCCUUAUUUCCCGCGCGUGGCGCUCGCAACGUUAGAUCGGUGGUCUUGAGUCUCGAUUUUGGGAUCACUUUUUGGAACCGACUAUUGGCGUUGUGUCUCCUUAUACUAUUUCAUGGUUUAGUUUAUGUCAAGGUACUUUCGGGGAAGGGAAUCGAGGUCUUGAGAAUUUGGAGCCUCGCCCGUCGACGGGCGCGGAGACCUCGGCCCCGUUCCCCCCUAGUCGUCGCUGGGUCUGGGGAAAUGGCCAAAAUGUAUUUUUUCCUGAGUGCGGGCCACUCUCGAAUCGACGUCCCGAGGUUUCCCGGUGGCAGGAGGUAAUCGAUACCGAACUCCCCGGCCUCGGAAAUGCGAUCCUUCCUCGGGACCAGGGACGACUUCCGCUUCCGGCCCCGCGGGCUCGCGACUCGCUCGCUCGGCGCGACGGAAAGCUCGUUUCUGUCGCCAUUAUAAAUAUGUACGUAGCUACUUUGUAAUUAAUGUAGUAGACCUAUGUAUAAUUUUUAUAUAUAUACACCCCCUCACACCCCGGUAGGGAGAGACAUCACCGAUCGCGACGUUAAGGGGAUGCGAAAGUGGCUUCCGAGGGCUCGAUCGUUCGUGGAACCUUUUCCCGAAUUGAGGCUACCUAAUCGUUUCUAACUUUACAACGUGAACAGGGAAGCCGUAAGGGAGGUCCUGACGCCCAUGGAAUUUCAUUUUUAAUACCACAUUUUUAAAAUACCUGUAAAGAAAUUUUGAAACGGCUCAAAUUUCCUGGGUGUCAGGACCUUCCCUAGAGCCUCCUUAUUCACAUUGUCAAUUUUGAUACGAUUCGAUGCACCCGGUUCAGAAAAAAGUUUCAUCUAAGAGAUUUCUGGGAUUGCCAGUUUCACGUCGCCUUAACGAUCGGCGCGAGCAGCGCCUCCACCCGGCUGGGAUUUAAGCGCACUCGCCCAACGCGAAAUUUGUCAGGACACUCGAGAGAAUAAAAGGACGUUGCAUCGAAA
Molecule: messenger RNA, 10142 nt
Organism: Orussus abietinus
Lineage: Eukaryota; Metazoa; Arthropoda; Insecta; Hymenoptera; Orussidae
Gene: Err
Product: steroid hormone receptor ERR1
Exons: 10
Coding region: 2842-4230 (462 amino acids)
Biological process (GO): regulation of DNA-templated transcription
Cellular component (GO): nucleus
Molecular function (GO): zinc ion binding; steroid binding; DNA-binding transcription factor activity
Source: RefSeq, a predicted model, not a curated record